Messenger RNA from Paramecium tetraurelia, 993 nucleotides. RefSeq lists its product as uncharacterized. The transcript has 6 exons. NCBI's taxonomy places the organism in Eukaryota, Ciliophora, Oligohymenophorea, Peniculida, Parameciidae. Gene Ontology annotation, cellular component: nucleus. Gene Ontology annotation, molecular function: RNA polymerase II cis-regulatory region sequence-specific DNA binding; DNA-binding transcription factor activity, RNA polymerase II-specific. Gene Ontology annotation, biological process: regulation of DNA-templated transcription. The record is from RefSeq and is a predicted model, not a curated record.
AUGAUUCCUCCUACUUGGAAUGAAUUUCUUAAAUUUAUUAGUGAUUUUUAAGAUAAUGAACUUGAUAAACCUCUACUUAGUCAAUAUAUAAGGAUACCUAAUAAAUGUAUGACAUCGUUUUAAAUAAUAUAAUAUUUCAGCUCAGAUUUUCAAAAAUCAAAGAUUAAAAGAAAAUGCAAAUGGGGAGACACAGAAAAAUAUUUCUUGAUAUGGUGCGUCUCAAAAUUGAUAGUCAAGCUUUAGAUAAAAUUUCAUGAAGUUUACUAGUGUAAAAUUUUUGAGACGCUCUCAAUUAUCUUGGGUCUCCCAGAAGAAUUUUUAUUGACAAAAUGGUUGGGUUUGCUGAAUUAUAAACUUAAAGAAUAGCCUUGGUAACCCGAAGAAGAUGACCUACUUAUUAAAUUAAGAUAGUAAUACUCCAAAUCAAAGGACUGGUUAAUAAUUGCGCUGGAAUUUAUAAAAAGAAGUUAAACUGUAAGGUAUCCAAAAUAGAUUCGCGAGAGAUUUAAUAAUGUUAUCAAUCCAAACAUAAAUAAAAAUGAAUUCAAUUAAGAUGAAAUACUAUUUAUCUUUCAAUAAGCUUAGAAUAAGAAAAAAAAUUGGGCAGGAAUUUCAAAAAGUAUGCCUCACCGAACUGAUAAUUAGAUCAAAAAUGUUUAUAACUCUAUAAUUAGAAAAAUUUCAAAUGAAAUCAGAAUGAAGAACAAUGAUAACAAGGUUGAUGAAUAAUUUAUUGUAAAUCUAAUCAUCCAAAAAAAAAAUUACGAUCCAAAGUUUAUAUCAUAGUUUUAUGGGGAAGGAGGAAGAAAAAAACCGUGUAUUAAAAUUGAGCCUAACUCAGAUAACUCUUAUACUUCUGAACCUUAAAUUUAAGGAAUUCCAAUCUAAAUGGUCUGUCCGUAUAUUAAUUAUUCACCAUACCAAUUCCAAAAUAUAUAUUGUUGCAUCCCCUAAUUAUAUCUUUUACCCCAUUAGAAGCCUAAUGCAACUUGA